AUGGCCAGCGAGAAGCCUCAGUGUGGCAGUGAUGUCAAUACCGAGGCCGAGUACGACCUGCCACUUCAUGUGGUGGGCUUUCCUAAUCCUGGCAUCCUCACUGCUAGGUAUGAUGCUCUGCAAAUGAUGCCCAAAGAUCGCUUCAAGGCUUUGAAAAUCCCACCCUCCAUCUUCUUCGCCUGCAAACAUUUCGGAACCGGCGUCCUCAUUGCCACUGCUUUUGUUCACCUGCUGCCGACUGCCUUUGGCAACCUGAUGAACCCAUGCCUUCCCGACCUCUUCACGGAAAAGUACCCGCCCAUGCCCGGUGUCAUCAUGAUGGCUUCCAUGUUCGUCCUCUUCGUCAUUGAGAUGUACCUCAAUGCAAAGACGGGCGGCCACUCCCACGGCGGUCCCACCGGGGAAGAGCUCACGCACCCCAGCCACCUCCAGCACCAUCUUGAACGCCCCGACUCGAGCGCCGACGCUGAGAAGAAGACGGAGACGACUGUGAUUAUCGGCGGAAUCACCGAGCACGAAAGUGGCUGCAGCAGCCCGACGGAAUACCGAGGCGACUCAUCCUCGACCCUCAACAUGGCCCCUUCCCGCCUGCCUCUGGGCCAGAGCAAGAAGAACGCUGCGACCGAGGUGCGCUAUUUCGAUGAGGCGGGCAUGGAGGUUGACCCUCAGGUAUACCGCAAGAUGUCUGCCAACAUCACCUUGCUCGAGGGUGGUAUUCUCUUCCAUUCCGUUUUCGUUGGCAUGACCCUCUCCAUUACUGUCGAUGGCUUUGUCAUCCUCCUGAUUGCCUUUGUUUUCCACCAAGCCUUUGAAGGCCUCGGUCUCGGCUCGCGUAUCGCCGCCGUGCCGUACCCGCAAGGCAGCAUCCGUCCCUGGCUCCUGGUUGUCGCCUUUGGUGUCACGGCGCCCCUCGGCCAGGCCAUCGGUCUCGGUGCCCGCAACACGUACGAUCCCAACAGUGCGUUCGGUCUCAUCAUCGUCGGUAUCUUCAACGCCAUUUCUUCCGGCCUCCUCAUCUACGCUGCCCUGGUCGAUCUGCUGGCCCAAGAUUUCCUCUCUGAGGAGGCUGACAGACUCAUGGGCGCCAAGAAGAAGGGUGCAGCAUUUGCAUUUGUCCUGAUAGGAGCUGCUGCCAUGUCCAUCAUCGGCGCAUUUGCGUAA
Molecule: messenger RNA, 1161 nt
Organism: Cordyceps militaris CM01
Lineage: Eukaryota; Fungi; Ascomycota; Sordariomycetes; Hypocreales; Cordycipitaceae
Product: Fe(2+) transport protein 3
Exons: 5
Coding region: 1-1161 (386 amino acids)
Biological process (GO): zinc ion transmembrane transport
Cellular component (GO): plasma membrane
Molecular function (GO): zinc ion transmembrane transporter activity
Source: RefSeq, a predicted model, not a curated record